AUGUCGUCCCGCGCGCCCUCGCGCCGCCCAGAGUCGGUCUACUCGGCCUCGGGCUCGAGCUUCGUCUCGGCGUCGACCGUCCCGUCCACCCCGCCCCCGGGCGCCCAGGGCGACAACCUCGCAGAGACGCGCAAACGCCAGGGUCGCCGCGACGAGGCCAUCCGCAAGAAGAUCGAGUCGGAGCUGUCGCGCAAGCGCCCGCCCUCGAAGCGCUCGGGCCAGUCGAGCCAGCAGCAGCAGCAUUCGUCUUCGUCUCGCGCGCCUCGCCCGCUCAAGGGUACCGUGUCGGCCUUGCGCCCGCUCCCCGCCCUCACGGUCCCGCACGGCAUGAGCGUCUCGGACGCGAGCCAGCUGUGCGCCGCCAAGCGCACCGACUGCGUUCUCGUCGUCGACGAGGACGAGCACCUGUGCGGCAUCUUUACCGCCAAGGACCUCGCCUUCAGGGUCGUCGGCGACGGCCUCGACCCUCGCACGACCCCGGUCAGCGCCAUCAUGACGGCCAACCCGAUGGUGACGCGGGACACGACCUCGGCGACCGAGGCCCUCCAAACCAUGGUCACCCGCGGUUUCCGUCACCUCCCCGUCUGCAACGAGGAGGGCGACGUCGUCGGCCUGCUCGACAUCACCAAGGUCUUCCACGAGUCGCUCGAGAAGCUCGAGAAGGCGCACGGCUCGUCGCAGCGCCUCUACUCGGCCCUCGAGGGCGCCCAGGAGCAGUUCGGCGGCGCCGACGCCGGCGCGAGCAACCCGCUCCUCGCGUACGUCCAGGCGCUCCGCGACAAGAUGUCGUUCCCGGACCUCGGCUCGAUCCUCGACGCGCGCACGACGGCCGCGACGGUCGGCGUCAAGACGAGCGUGCGCGAGGCGGCGCGCAUCAUGCGCGAGAAGCGCACGACGGCCGUGUGCGUCAUGGAGGGCGCCGACAUGAAGAAGAUUGCCGGCAUCUUCACCUCGAAGGACGUCGUCCUGCGCGUCAUCGCCGCCGGCCUCGACGCCAAGACGUGCAGCGUCGUGCGCGUCAUGACGCCUCACCCCGACACGGCCGUCCCGACCCUCAGCAUCCAGGACGCGCUCCGCAAGAUGCACGACGGCCACUACCUCAACCUGCCCAUCGUCGACGAGGCGGGCGCCCUCAUCGGCAUCGUCGACGUCCUCAAGCUCACGUACGCGACGCUCGAGCAGGUCAACACGCUCCACGCCGACGCCGGCGGCGCCGCCGACCCGGCCGGUGGCCCCCUGUGGGGCCGCUUCUUCAGCGCCGCCGCCCAGGCCGACGACGACGGCGACACCGAGUCGAUCGUGUCGGGCCUCGCCGGGUCCGAGGCGGCGUCGUCGUCGCAGGCGCCGUUCCAGACGCCGACGCGCCCGGGCUACCACCGCGGCCUCGACAGCGUCGACACGCCGGGCAGCGAGCUCUUCCCCGCCGACUCGGCCAGCGUCGUCAACGACGACGCCUCGUCCGAGGUCGGCCUCGGCGCCCCGGCUCGUCGCGGCGGCGCUCCUCCCGCCGCGUCGAGCGUCGGCGCGUCCCAGGCGCCGUCGUCGAUGCAGCAGCAGCUGCCGAUCGUCGACGACGGCACGUACCUGUUCAAGUUUGUCGCGCCCGGCGGCACGACGCACCGAUUCCAGGCCCGGUACGACUCGUUCGAGUUCCUGACCGACAUCGUGUCGGGCAAGCUCUCGUCGGACCCGUUCUUCGUCGUCGACGGCGCCGCUCAAGGCGACGACAACGAGCAGCAGCAGCAGCAGGCGCAGCCGGACCCGAGCGACUUCCAGCUGUCGUACCGCGACGACGACGGCGACCUCGUCCUCGUCACGGCCGACGGCGACGUGACGGACGCGGUCGCGACGGCCAAGCAGCAGGGCAAGGACCGUGUCGUGCUCCACGUCAGCGGCGGCUCGUCAUGGAAGGCGGCCCUCGCGAGGCGCGACGCUGCCGCCGCCGCUCCUGCGGCCGAGCCGGCGCCGGCGCUCGUCAAGAAGCUCGUCGUUGUCGAGGAGGAGGCCGAGGGCGCCGAGCACGACGCGCCCGUGUCGCCCGUCGCCAAGGAGGACGACGCCCCUCGUCGCGCCGCCCGCAAGGCCGCCACGUCGUCGUCGUCGUCGAGCGGCGACGGCGACCUCGUCGCGGGCGUCCUCCCCAAGGAGUACCUCCUCCCGGCGUCGAUCGGCUUCCUCGGCGUCGUCAUCGCGACCGUGUUCAUCGUGUCGCGCGCGAGCGGCAAUGCGAGGUAGAGUGGGCGAGCGCCCCGCCUGGCUCUCGG
This is a messenger RNA of Rhodotorula graminis WP1, 2264 nucleotides long. RefSeq lists its product as uncharacterized. The transcript is spliced from 5 exons. NCBI's taxonomy places the organism in Eukaryota, Fungi, Basidiomycota, Microbotryomycetes, Sporidiobolales, Sporidiobolaceae. Bases 1 to 2235 code for a protein of 744 amino acids. The record is from RefSeq and is a predicted model, not a curated record. Gene Ontology annotation, molecular function: protein binding.